AUAUUUCUGGAAUUAUAAAAUUCAACAGAAAAUAGGCUAAAUGCAGAUCUAUAGUCUUAUUUGCAAUUUAUUGUAAGCCUACCAGCUUAACAGAUAAGUGCAAGGACUUACUGGGAAAUUUGCGGAGCAUUUUGUAAAUAACAUAAAAGGUAAGGGUUAAGACGAAACAUGAUGAAGAGAUAAGGUUCUCUAUCGCUUCAUGUGGUCUUGCAUACGAAUCAAUGGAUUCGUCUAGCUUUGCUCUAGCAGCCACGCCGUCGAAUCCGCUGUGGGAGAGGCUGUGACGGCGAGCAGCCACGCCAGAGGACACCCCUGUGGUUGUGCUCUGCGUGUCGCGCUCGGACCUGGCAACCGCGGAGGGCGCCGUUGGCCACCGGGCCUUGUGCGAGCAGCACUUACAGGGGUGCCCCGCUCGGGCCGGCCGCUGUGGUUCUGUGCAGAGGCUCCGACAGUCGAUCGCCGCGGACGCGCGUUCGAGGGCCCGGGAGCCUUGCCUGACGUCACCGCCUUGCUUCAGCACCGGGCUGAACCAUGCACCGCGCAGCCGCCGUGCGGAGGGGUGCCGACCGCUGCGCUAUGAGCGGCCAUGGCGUGUGGAGAUGAGCCGGGCGCUGCCGCAAGCUGGGCAUCGUUGGCUGUAAGCCACCGCCGUCGCCUCUGCCGUUGGCGAGAAGUCGCGAUUCUGGCCCGGGGGAAGCAGCGAUGGAACGCCGUGCGACGCCGCACUGCUGCUACUGUGCGUAGGCACACCGUAACUGAGGGCCAUGACGGCGUUGAGGCUCAAGGCCGGCCGUCGCAGAGGAGGGCACCGUGCGCCGGGGCUAUUUCGCCGGCUCUGUUCAAAGAGAAGAAGGGAAGAAGGGGGCUGACGCGGCUCGCCGCGGUCGGAGAAACCGGGCCGUGGUCACAUCCAUCACGCCGCCCGCCUCCCGUGAUGCAGUCGUGUCCAGCCGCUGCCACCACAUCAGGGAGUGAGGCCGCGACGCCACGCGCGUGCCUGCGCUCGCUGCCGGUCGAGAAGACCAUGCACACCGCCGUGUCGCUACACGCGCCUUGCCGGCAGGAGGGAGCGCUUUUGCCCGUUCGUUCUCUCCUUCUCGUCGGAAUUGCUCUCGCCGGAGAGCAGUGCUGAUAACGUGUUAAAUGUAAUCGAGAGACAAAUGAUAGAGAGAAUCAAGUCAGUCUUUAUUGAUAGACUAGAAGAACGCCCGUGCGUUACAACGAGCCACGUUAAUUUAAAGAGUUCAAUAUUACGACAUUGGCGACUUUUUUUACCA
This is a messenger RNA of Triticum urartu, 1277 nucleotides long. Lineage: Eukaryota; Viridiplantae; Streptophyta; Magnoliopsida; Poales; Poaceae. The record is from RefSeq and is a predicted model, not a curated record.